AUGGUACAGUUCGCACCUUUUUCUAAGCUGUUUAACCGUGUGUUCAUCCUGGGCCUUUUUGCACACGGAAGUUGUGUGGCAACGUCGGAGAGCGCCAGCAGGCGGGCAUUCACCACCUUCCGUCCUACCAUCAUGUUGGCUGCCCCCUCUUUAUUUGCGACGAGUGAGAUCGAACUGAAGCGACGCAAUGAGCGAUACGGGCGUGUUUACUCCUGGCUAUUCGAGAAGGCGCUUCAAAUACGCUCGGUCCUCAUCAAUGUGCACUGUCGGGACUCGUCGGUGUUGCGCUUUCUUUUCUUCCACGCCAUCCAACGCAAGCUUGGCGGUCACGUCGAGAAAAUCGUGCUAUGCGUUUCGGAGGAAAGUGUGUCGUACCGACUGGAAGAGCAUCUUACGGUUUGCUACGCGCCGUGCAUGCGGGAGGUGUUCUUUACGCCCUCUGAGGGCGUCUUCUGCGUCGAUGGUAUUCCGGCGCCCGGCAUUCGGGUUGAGUUGGGUCCGCUCGAUGGGCCCUCGACGAAGGCUACGAUUGGGCAGCUGGCCCUUGUGCGUGAGGGCGAGGCAAAGCAUGUCCUGCCAAUCGCGGCCAUGUGGAAUGAUCACCGGACACUGCGGCUUAUGGGGCCUCCUGGAGGUAUUCUUUUGCCACUAGGAGGCGAGUACGUCGUGGCGGCGGAGCUGGAACGCCUCUUUGCCCAAUCGCGGUACGUAAACGAUAUUUUUCUGUAUGCACAACCGUCGCGACCCAUUAUUGCCAUAGUGUCACCCAACCGUGACACGGUGGAAUUUGAGUGGCAACAACAACACUCCACUGGCGUCCAGAAUAAUGGUGAGGGUGAGAGUGUCUCUGGUGCUGAGGUUGCGUUGUUGAGCUGGAGCGAACUUUCUCGUUACGCGACUGGACUUCUGCUUGAAGACUUUCGGUGUCUUGUGGACCUGAACGGUCUUCAUGUGUCGCAGGUUCCAGGGUUUGUGCACCUGCACCCGCAUCCAUUUAAGGACCAUGAGGACUUCUUGACCCCGUACGCGGGAAUACGGCGCGAAUAUGUGGCUCGCUACUUUAAAGCCGUCAUUGAGCGCUGCUACUCUGACGCUGACUCCUUGCUCGCUCCAACAUCGAGCUACAGCAGUGGCGGUAUCAGCAGCGAUGAUGACUCUACGGAGAAGGCCUCCUGUGAUGGAGAAUUUUCACUCCAGGUCCCCGUGGCCAUUGACAUCGGUGGAAGCUUUGCCAAGUUCCUCUACGUGAAACCUCCUGGCGUGUUUGAUGUUCCUGACUACCUGGUGAAUGAAUCCUCUUCCCUUUCGGACCGAAUCAAUUUGCGAACCUUUAAGUUUUUUAACGAUGCCCAAGUCUCAAAACGGCAGUCUCAUGCCUUGACUUCCUUCACUGUCGGCAGAGUUCGCUUUGCAAAGCUGCCAUCGAAACGUGUUCCCGAUUUUAUCACAUACUUGGAUGAGAUUAAGGCACUUAAUCUGUACCGCGAGGAAUUCCGAAAAAGUAUACGAGCAACUGGCGGUGGCGCAUUCAAAUACGCUGCACUUGUGAAGAAUACGCUUCACAGUUCCUUUCAGGCAAUGCGGGAGAUGGACGCUGUGGUGCAUGGCCUCGUUCUUGUCAUUCGCUUGGCCCCUUCGUCCAUUUUUACUGUGGACCCUCCGACUGGUAUUCACUAUCCCCACAAGUUGCACAGCCCUCCUGGAGAUCCACUUUGGCCGUUUCCGUGCUUGCUUGUGAACAUAGGCUCUGGUAUUUCCAUUAUCAAGUGCCUUGGCCCGGACGGCUCACACGUGCGCGUUGGGGGAAGUCCCAUUGGCGGGGCAACAUUCUGGGGGCUUGUGCGCACCAUGACGGACAUGACCUCGUGGGAGGAGGUGAUGGAGAUCAUGCGACUUGACGGCCCUGGUGAUAACAAAAACGUUGACCUUCUCGUUGGCGAUAUUUACGGUUACAACGCGAAAGACCUUCCAGCGAUGCUCUCAGUCGACACCGUCGCCAGUACAUUCGGAAAAUUCGGUACAGACCCCGCCUACGAAACGGUAGGGGGGUUAUGGUCACAGAACAGCUUUGACGAUGACCGCAGUGAUGUGAUCUCGCCCCCGGCAAAGUCGUCUCCCAUCUCGCCGAUGUCAGUCUCGAAAGGGAAGAAGAAGAAGCCGUUUGCCAUGGAUAUCGUGCGAUCGCUGCUGAAUAUGAUCGCCAGCAACGUUACACAGCUGGCGUAUCUGCAUGGCCGCGUGCAGAACGUCCAAAAUAUUUUCUUCGCUGGUGGUUUCGUGCGCGAGAACCCCAUCAUUUGGAGCCUCAUCAGUGCAACGCUGCAGUACUGGUCAAAGGGGGAGUGCCACGCCCACUUCCUCGAGCAUGACGGCUACCUUGGGGUCCUGGGCUCCGCAACCAUGCAGGUGGAUGCAGAAAUCGCAAGCAAGUAA
Trypanosoma rangeli is the source of this 2433-nucleotide messenger RNA. RefSeq names its product putative pantothenate kinase subunit. The transcript has a single exon. Gene Ontology annotation, molecular function: ATP binding; pantothenate kinase activity. The record is from RefSeq and is a predicted model, not a curated record. Lineage: Eukaryota; Euglenozoa; Kinetoplastea; Trypanosomatida; Trypanosomatidae. The coding region runs from base 1 to 2433 and encodes 810 amino acids. Gene Ontology annotation, biological process: coenzyme A biosynthetic process. Gene Ontology annotation, cellular component: cytosol; nucleus.